Molecule: messenger RNA, 1266 nt
Organism: Capsella rubella
Lineage: Eukaryota; Viridiplantae; Streptophyta; Magnoliopsida; Brassicales; Brassicaceae
Product: putative F-box/kelch-repeat protein At2g41360
Exons: 2
Coding region: 99-1124 (341 amino acids)
Molecular function (GO): protein binding
Source: RefSeq, a predicted model, not a curated record
GUAAAAGUGGUUGGUGAUGCCAAGUUUGAUUAAAACGCAAGGUUUUAUUUCAACUGCCUCCAACUCAGACGAGACACCACAAGAAGAUAAAAGCUUCGAUGUCAUCACUUUUUUCGUUGCCCGACGAUGUAGUUUUGAACUGUUUGGUCCGAGUGCCGGAGCGCUGUUACGGAAACAUCUCUUGCGUCUCCAAACGCUUGAGGUCCCUUGUGCUCUCGCCUGAGCUCCACCGAUUACGAUCUCUCUUGUACAAAGACUCCAUCUAUCUCUACUGCUUUAACAAGGAAAGGGUAAGCUUUCAAUGGUUCACUCUCUGUCGGAGCGAGGAGACGACGACAGAUCAGUAUCAGUUGGUCCCGCUUGCGUUACCUUCUUGCAAGAUGAUAUCAUCUUCUUCCACUGUCGUGGUGGGAUCAAAGAUAUAUUUCAUUGGCGGAUACUUUACACCCUUGUCAGUUAUAAGGAUCCUUGAUACUCGUUCUGGAAAGUUAACCCGAGGACCAAGCAUGAAUGUUGCAUGCACCCACGAAACAGCAGCCGUGGGAGUUGUCGACAGAAAUAUUUACGUGAUCAGAAGAUGUUUUGGAGAAGAUGAGAACCAAGUUGUGGAAGUGUUUGACCCGGAUCAUUCACAAACUUGGGAAUUUGCAUCCGAGGAGAUAGUGCAAUCGCUGGAAAAGAAAGUUCAUGCAAUGGAUUUUGGGGUAGACCGUAUCGGCGGUUUUUACAAGCUGAGAGAAGGCAGAUUAAGAAAGACUAUGGAGAGAAAAGGUGACAGACCAAUUUGUGUGUGUGUGGUAGAGAGUGUGCUCUUUGCUUAUUUUAGGACGGGUGGGUUAAUGUGGUUUGACACAAAGCUCAAUGCAUGGACAAGAUUGGUUACUAGUGAUGAAGUUCUGACUCUUGAAGGCGAGUUUUGUAACGUUGUAAUGUCGAAAUACGAUGGAAAGCUAGCGGUUUUUUGGCCAGGGUAUGAGAUAAUUGGUUACAUGAAGGAGGUUUGGUGUAGACUGAUCUCGUUAGAAAGCGUUGGAGAUAUUGUUUAUGGCACGAUUGACUGGUCUGGUGUUGUCGCCACAAUUCCGGUUGCUAGUACCUUUUUGCAUUGUUUAACUGUUUCUUAGAGCAAGUUUAUUGGUGUCCCAAUAUCAAUUGUCCUUAACAUGUGAGGUUGGCUUAAGAACUAGUAUAAUUACUUGCGAAGUAGUCAAGUAGGUUGUUUUGUUCUUCAACUAAUGGAAUCAUCCUUCGUUGGCUUAAGGACAC